AAGCGCUUAGUAAAUAGCACUGCUUGCUUGACAAGGAAAUGGAAGGUUUCUCCUCCCUCCCCCCUCUGGCCCCUCAGGCUGGCUGAAAGUCCCAGGAUACCACCUCCCCAUCUAAGUCACAACCCAACCGGGCCGAUGGACAGCAGGGCGGAGGCCGCUCUGCAAUCGGAGAAGCGGAAAUUCCAAGCGAACGUAAGGCUCCUGGAGGAGCUGGAGCGAGAGCUGGGCCGAGCGAAGGAACAACGGAGGCAGCUGCGGGAGGAGAACGCACGACUGCAGGCGGAGGCAGGGCGGCUCCAGGCCGAGAGCCGGGCCCUGCUGGGCCACCUGGCCGGCCGGGCCCGGAGGAACCCGGAGGAGCCUCUGAGUCUCUGGGACCAGCAUCGGCGGCAACUGGAAGAGAUCCGGAGACAGAGGCGGGAGCUGCUCGACGACUACGAGGCUCAGAGGGCAGCCCUGCGGGCCGACCUGUUGCAACGGGAGGCGGACCUGGCCCGCCUAAAUCGGGAACUACAGGCUCUCGAGCCUGUGAGGGCACUGAAGGAGACGCAGUCGCAGCGGGUGCGAGAGCUUCGGGGGGAAGAGCGGGCCGUCAGAGCCGAGACGGCCGCGCGACUCCUCGAGGCUCGGGGCCGGUUCCUGCGGGAGGAGGAGGCCCUGGAGAAGCAGAUGAGCAGGGCAGGCCCGGGGCAAGGAGGAGAGGAAGCGAGUGCGAGGCAGGGGGAGCGGGCCCUGGAGCUGGAAGCGGAGCAGGGCGCCCGAGAGUUCGGUCAGCAACUCCAAGGGGAGAACCACCGUCUGCGGAAGCAGCUUCUGCAACUGGUGCGGCAGGCACGGGCGCUGCAGGCCCGGCGGGAAAGGCUGCAGAAACAAAAGCAGUGGCUGCAGCGGGAACGCUGGUGCCUGGAAGCCACUAUCCGAGGGAGACGGCGUCUCCGGGAGAGAUCCAGCCUCCAGCCGAGAAGGCAGGGCCACCCCCAGGGACCGUGUUGUCCGUCCCGUCCGCCGAAGGGUCGACGCGUUGUCACCGACCCGACAGUCACCCCGGGCCUCCCUGCUUACGGUGCCGUGCCGGGGUGCUUCGCCAACCAAGAUAAACAGAUGGAGACCCCGCCUCCCGGGAGCUUACAAUCUACCUAUAUGUCAAAGGCUAGACCGACGGUCGGCGCAUCCUGACAAUAAACACUAU
Ornithorhynchus anatinus (platypus) is the source of this 1189-nucleotide messenger RNA. It is a transcript of the gene CCDC121, whose product is annotated as coiled-coil domain containing 121. NCBI's taxonomy places the organism in Eukaryota, Metazoa, Chordata, Mammalia, Monotremata, Ornithorhynchidae. Bases 136 to 1176 code for a protein of 346 amino acids. The transcript has a single exon. The record is from RefSeq and is a predicted model, not a curated record.